Molecule: messenger RNA, 1643 nt
Organism: Choloepus didactylus (southern two-toed sloth)
Lineage: Eukaryota; Metazoa; Chordata; Mammalia; Pilosa; Megalonychidae
Gene: TSPAN13
Product: tetraspanin 13
Exons: 6
Coding region: 219-833 (204 amino acids)
Cellular component (GO): membrane
Source: RefSeq, a predicted model, not a curated record
UGGCUGCAGCGGCCGCAGGUUCCUGAGCGGGUCCAAGCCGCCGCGGGCGCGCCGCGCACUGCAGCCCCAGCCGCCGCCGUCAGCCGGCGCCCCCCCACCCCGGGUCCGCCUUCCUGCUCCGCCUGGGCCGGGCCCUAAAGGCAAGGACAAAGAGGCUGCCUGGGAGCCUCCGCAGGAGCGGAAUUUACCUGCAGCUGCCGGGAACUACAGGCUCCAAGAUGGUUUGCGGAGGCUUCGCGUGUUCCAAGAACUGCUUGUUCGCUCUCAACCUGCUCUACACGUUGGUUAGUCUGUUGCUAAUUGGAAUCGCCACGUGGGGCAUUGGCUUCGGGCUAAUUUCCAGUCUCCGGGUGGUGGGCGUGGUCAUUGCCGUGGGCAUCUUCUUGUUCCUGAUUGCGUUAGUGGGGCUGAUUGGAGCUGUAAAACACCAUCAGGUGUUGCUAUUUUUUUACAUGAUUAUUCUCUUACUUGUAUUUAUUGUUCAGUUUUCUGUAUCCUGUGCUUGUUUAGCCCUGAACCAGGAGCAACAGGGUCAGCUUCUUGAAGUUGGGUGGAACAAUACAGCAAGUGCUCGAAAUGACAUCCAGAGAAAUUUAAACUGCUGUGGGUUCCGAAGUUUUAAUCCAAAUGACACCUGUCUGGCUAGCUGUGCUAAAAGUGGUCACCCGUGCUUACUCUGUGCUCCAAUAAUAGGAGAAUAUGCUGGAGAGGUUUUGAGAUUUGUUGGCGGCAUUGGCCUCUUCUUCAGUUUUACGGAGAUCCUGGGCGUUUGGUUGACCUACAGAUACCGGAACCAGAAAGACCCUCGCGCUAAUCCUAGUGCAUUUCUUUGAAAAAAAACAAUGAAAAUCUUUCAUAUUCUGAUCAUGUUCAAUUUAUCUAAAUUUAAAUUAAGCUAUUUUAUUUUGCCCAUUUAAGGAAAUAGUAUCUGAAAAGUGACAUUGACAGUGGAAUUAUAUAUUUCUACUCUUAUGUUUCUCUAAAUGUUUUUGUUUUUCCAUUGCUAAAACAACUCUGAAACUUGUGUUCCCCUCUAAACUUCAGUAGUACCUGCAGUCUACCGUGUACAUGGCGUCUGGCACUGUCCACUGUGGCCUUUCUUAGCAUUUGUAUCUGCAGAGAAACUUUGUAUGGCACUACUGUGUUGAUCAUAUUGUGCAUCUAAAUGUACAUCUCACUGGGAUAAUUGUAUGUAGUACUGUACUGUGUAGGUAGUUCUUACUGGGAAAGAGUUGAGAUUUAUUAAAGCCGGAACAUUUGGAAGUCUAUUAUGUUCAGUUCAGUAUGGGAAAUCCAACCUCCUUUAGGAAAGAUGUGUUGUGGUGAAAAUUGUUACUAUCAAGUGAUAAUUUAGUUCUAGUAGUCUUUUAGGAUUACAUUAAUGCAUUGUAGAAAUAGCUAGAUCUUUAGGAAAGUGUUUGCUUUAGUUUUUGGACUUUUACAGGUAAGUGGAAAGAAGUGGUCAUGAAAUUUCAUUUACCUUUUGCAUUCAAAAUGGAAUGAAUUUGAGUAAUUCAGAAAGUGUACCUAUAUAAUCUUGAUUAUCCUUUUGUAAUAAUUUGAAGUCCAAAAGACUGCAUUUUUAAACAAGUUACUAUUAAUGUGUUGGCCAAUGUAAUAAAAAUAUAUUUGAUUAUCCGAAA